Messenger RNA from Acaromyces ingoldii, 7812 nucleotides. Its product is annotated as ARM repeat-containing protein. Gene Ontology annotation, cellular component: cytosol. Gene Ontology annotation, biological process: regulation of translation; cellular response to amino acid starvation. The transcript is spliced from 5 exons. The coding region runs from base 4 to 7812 and encodes 2602 amino acids. The record is from RefSeq and is a predicted model, not a curated record. Lineage: Eukaryota; Fungi; Basidiomycota; Exobasidiomycetes; Exobasidiales; Cryptobasidiaceae. Gene Ontology annotation, molecular function: protein kinase regulator activity.
AUAAUGAGGACAAAAGAGGUCAAGAACUGGAUCGGAGCGUCGUCUUCUUCCACCGACGUAGAGAGCCCGUACGACAGCUCAGACGAGAUGAAGCCCGACUCGCACAUGUCGGCGCGCAAAGGCGGCCUCGAAGAGGAGGAUACACUCUCAGUAGAGACUGUCACAGCGCAAUGGGACGACUUCAUGGCGCUCGUCAGCCGGAGAGUGGGGUCAGGGAGCACAAAGAUCCGAAUCGCCUUCAUGAGGGACAGGCUGAUGCCAUUGAGCGGCGGAGCAAAAUUGAGUACAACGCAACAGAUCGACCUCGUCUCCACGCUCGUCGAAACGUACCCCAGAUAUCAAGAUAGACCUUCGUUGCUGCAAGCGCAACGUGUUGCGAGCGGUUUACUGCAAGCAAACGCCGAGGUGCUGCAGAACACCCUUUCAUGGGCCGUGAAGGAAGAGGAGCGGCUGUGCAAGCCCGCCAGCCAUGGCGCUCCCGUCACGGCGACAUCGAUGAGAGCAAAUCUGCUGGGCUGGAUGUGCCUCCUCUUUGCAUUGCUGUGCCUGGAGCACGACCCGUCGACGUCACAACAAUGGCCCUCUGUGGUCCGGUCUUUUGCAUCACUCUACGAGAGCGUCGCCUUCGAGGCUUCCGAUAAACCAACCGUGGCCAAGAGCGCAACAACCGCAACAAGGAGGGCAGUGCGCGGGUGUCACGCAGCCAUUCCCCUUCUAUUCAAGACGCUCUGCUCUAUUCCCUCGCCAAAGAUGGCGCCGAUGCUUGGCCUCGUCGUUGAUGUAUGCUUCCACCUGCGCGUUGGCAAGGAGACGGAAAAAGGCUCACCAGACGGCGUCGGCCGUGCUUACGUUCGCGAGGCGAAGCCCGUCGUUCUCCAGUUCUACCUCACACAUAUUGUUUCGUCAAAGACACCUCUUGCGCUUCAUAUUCCCACGGCACUCGAUCGAUUCAUUGCAAACGAAUUAACCGACGAAAACAUCUCCAAGACGAUUCGUCCGACGAUGGAGAAGAUGCUCCUCCGUUCGCCCGAAGUCGCACUGCCCAUCGUCCGAUCAUGCUUCGAGGCCUUCAGUGGCGACACUGCAGUCCAUCUCCAGGCUCUCCGGCCUUCGAUUUUGUCGGCCUCGCGAUCAAGUUCUGCAAGCACACGACAAGGCUCUGUUGACCUCUUUCGUGUGCUCGCCUCCAAAUGUCGGGAUGAGGCAACGACGAAAGCCACCGUCGACGAGCUGCUCGCAACGCUCAAGGGUGGCAAGACUUCGAGCCCGGAGCAACGCGCAUCCCUAUUCGCGAUGCUGGCAGAAGUGCGGCCAUCUGUGUCGCUGAGUCCUGCCAUCGCCGAGGGAUUGUCCGCCUUGCUGGGGAAAGAAAGUCACGAAGGGUCAAUGCAGGCUGCCGCGAGAGCCUUGAAAGAGCAGCUCGGCUGGUGUCUCGAGACGGACGUGGAGACUACGGCUUCCAUCGCAGCGGCGAUCAACAAGGAGGUGCAAAAUGCCAAGCCUCCGCUUCGCAAGGCAGUCUGUCUCGCCUUGGGCGCCAUGUUCUGGAGCUUGCCAGCAAGCCUCAACGCGACAGCGCAGGCGAAAAAGCUGGGCGAGAGUCUGUUGCCAGGCUUCGAGGCCAACCUCAAGAACGCAUCUACAAAUACCCUUACUUCGCCUGCCGGGCCGCUGGAGGGUUACAUUGCCGUCGCUAUCCUCGAGGGCAGACUGGCAACCUGGGGUCUUCCCAAGAUCGACAGCUUCCUCAAGACAAAUGAAGUGUCCAAGGGCCUGACGGCUCUAUCGCCCAAGCCUUCUUUCCUCCUGAAUGAAAAGGUCAUUCGAAAGGUGGCAACAGCCGAGGAAGAGAAGUGGCUGCUUCAUGCGCUCACCGCUCUGGUCCUCAGGAGGCCAGAUGCCUUUGCACGAGACCCGGCAACCGUGCCAUUUGCGCUGAUUUUGGUGGCAUUUUCGGGCAAGGAUGCCUCUUCGAAAAAGGAGGCCAUCUUGUCGAUCGAGCAGCUGGUGAACGCGCACCCCAGUCUCACAGCUCGUCUGGUUCACCGAGGCAUCAUGGGCUGGCUCGACUCGAGGGAGCUGACUGCGCAAGUUCAACCGAGUGCCAGUGGCGAUGACGACUCGACACCCAAGGCGAAGUCCGUGGGCAGAGAGCUGAGGGCCGCUCUGCUGGCUUGCACCACCAUCGAGGAAAGCGUGGACGAGCAAAUACGUCUGGACAUCUUGACCGAUUUUUUCGUUUUGGCGCAUCACGGGGAGAUGAAUGGCCAUGUUUUCGUCGAGCUCUGCCGCCAGUCGCACGUCGACCCAAAGGCUCUCGCAGAGGCCAGGAUGACUCAGCUUGUUCAGGCGGCCCGAGAAGCGCUGCGAGUCAAGCAGCUACGGACCGCUGCUCUGUCAGCGCUCUCUACGCUCGUUUUAGUUGCUCCAGCUGCUGCGGUUGAACUUCUCUCUUCCGAAGUCCUCGCGAAUCUCGACAUCGAAGCGGUCAGAUUGUUGACUCAAGACGACCUCGCUAUGUGGCGGACGAGCCCCGAUUCUCUCUACGUCGAUGUGUUGGCUAAAGCGGACAAGAAGACGGCCGUGGACAAGAACCGAAAGGACGCCAGCUUGGAACAGUGGGAAGCGGAACUGCGCGAAUCGAUUGCGAAGAAAAAGGCCGCCGCCACCAAGUCACUCACCAAGGAGCAGCAGGCAGCCGUCGAUGCGCAAAAGAGGACCGAAGCUGCAGUGCGAGCGAGGGUCACGAAAUUGCAGACUCAACUCGUCGACGGCCUUCAAGUUCUGUGCAGCAUCGCCAGUUCCGGGACAGAGGCCAUUGAUGUUAAAAUGACUCCUCUGCUCCAGCAGCUCCUCGCCCUCGUCGCCAUCCCACAGGCCGGUAUUCUGGCUGGAGAAGAGCUGCAAGAGGCUCUGAGCGCCCUCGCGAAUUGCUGCACUCCCCGCCUGGGAGAAUUCCGAGUAUUGAUCAAGAUUGCGCUUCUCCGAAGUAUCAACGACGACCUCGUCGGCGAAGGCUUCCGGAGCGAGUCUCUCUGUGACCUCGUCCUUCGCAUCUUGUAUCGCCUGCGCUUCCUCUGCGAUCAGGCUCCUCUCGAUCUUGCAUCCCUGUCCUUUGUCGAGGCUCUCAUUACCCGAACCAUCAAGGCUGGAGGGCUGGGAGACGACCCUGACGACUCAGCUGUCGAGCAAGUCCAACUGGCACUUGACUUUAUCUCCUUCCACACGUCCGCCUGCCAAGAUGAGCGGUUCCCGAGGAUCGUCUUCAUCGACGAUCUCACGCACGUUGUGGCAACGCAGACCUCUCUCUCCAAGGACGCUGUGGCUGCACUUCGUUCGCUAGGAGAGGCUAUCAGGGCAACAUCAAGGCCAGAGGACAUUCAAAGGCUCCUUACACACGCCCUUGCCGACGAGGUCUACGUUCGCUCGGGAUCUCUUCAGGCUUUGCAGCCAUUGGAUCUCACCGAGAUGGACUUUUGCCUGCAGCUUUGGCUCGCCUGCCAUGACGAAGACGAGGAGAACAGCAGGCUCGCUCUCAAGGCAUGGGAGGAGAACGGCCUCGAUGUCCCAACCAACUACGCAUCACUUCUUGUGGGCAUGCUUGAGCAUGACCAUCAGUUUGUCAGAGAAAGCACAGGCAAGGCACUGGCUGCCGCGGGAGAGAUGCAUCCCGAGACAGUGCCACAGCUCCUUGUUGACCUUCGAGAGCUGUACGAGCUGCGGAACGUCGAGCUGAAGCCGGAGCACGAUCGCUUCGGCAUGGUCAUUGAAGAAACCGUCGAUCGACCAGACCCGUGGUGGGUGCGUGGCGCGGUAGCCCAGGCUUUCCAGCACCUCUCUCCACUCUUUCUUGCCUCCGACCUGGUUCCCUUCUUCCAGUUCCUCAUCGAGAGGCAAGCCCUGGGCGACCGCAGUGAAUCUGUGCGCAAGAUGAUGCUCGAUGCAGGCACAAACGUGGUCGAUCGACACGGACAAGACCAGCUCUCGGAACUCAUUUCCAUGUUCGAGUCGUACCUCGCUCAUCCGGCCUCGCAGACCAACGACGAUGUGACGGAAGCUGUGAUCAUCCUGCUGGGUCGACUGGCUCGCCACCUGGACGCCUCGGACAAGCGCGUCGCUCACGUCGUCGACAGGCUCGUUGAGGCCCUCAAGACGCCCAGCGAGCUGGUCCAAGUGGCUGUGACUGACUGUCUGCCUCCAUUGGCUGGUGCCAUUGGCAGCGAGGUGCCUCGGCUUGUCGAACAGCUCUUCAAGGAUCUCUUCUACGCGCCAAAGUACGCCGAGCGCAGAGGAGCCGCCUAUGGCCUUGCUGGUCUCAUCAAGGGCCGGGGUAUCAGCAGCAUUGCCGAAUUCAGAGUCAUGCAGCGCCUUGAGGACGCCAUCGGUGACAAGAAGAAUGUCAACGCGAGGCAGGGCGCGCUCAUGGCAUACGAGACCCUCAUUGCCACGGUCCAGCGCCUCUUUGAGCCGUACUUGGUCGCCAUCCUCCCUCACCUCCUCGCCUGCUUUGGUGAUGGUGCCACCGAAAUCCGUGAGGCCACGUCAGACACAGCCAGGGUCAUGAUGUCCAACGUCUCGGGCUACGGCACAAAGGUCAUGAUGCCCUCGCUCCUCGCCGGACUCGAAGAGAAGCAGUGGCGGACGAAGAAGGGUGCAAUUGAACUACUCGGCUCAAUGGCGUACUGUGCCCCACGCCAGCUCUCUGAAUUCCUUCCCACCAUCAUUCCCAAGCUCAGCGAGCCCAUCAAAGACUCUCACACCCAGGUCCGACAGGCGGCCGAGCGCGCUCUCAAGGGAUUUGGAGAUGUCAUUUCCAACCCAGAGGUCAAGCAGCUUGUGCCAUCCAUCAUGAAAGCCCUCAUCGACCCCAACGCCAAAACACCCGUGGCGCAACGAGCGAUUCUCGCACAGAAGUGGGUCCACGUCCUCGAUGGACCGUCUCUCGCCCUCAUCAUUCCCGUCAUCGAUCGAGGUCUUCGAGGGCGGGGUGCGCAGGUGCAAAAGGACGCAGCGAGGAUCGUGGGCAACCUGUCGAGCAUCACCGACUCCAAGGACUUUGUCCCGUACCUCGACAGCCUCGUUCCUCUUGUGCGGAACGUCUUGGUGUCGCCUGUGCCCGAUGCCCGAGCGACGGCGGCAAAGGCGCUGGGCACUCUCGUGGAGCGUCUGGGAGAGAUCCACUUUGUCGACUUGGUACCCUCGCUACUCCAGAUUCUCAAGUCAGAUGCAAGCGGCGUCGACCGACAGGGUUCGGCGCAAGGUCUGGCCGAGGUCUUGGCAGGAUUGGGCAUCGAACGCAUGGAGGCCCUGCUACCCGACAUCAUCAACAAUGCCUCGAGCUCGAGAGCGACGGUGCGCGAGUCUCAUAUCCUCCUUCUCAUCUACCUGCCCGCCACCUUCGGUCACCGCUUCGAGCCCCACCUUGGCCGCAUUGUCUCGCCCAUUUUGGGCGGUAUUGCAGACGAGACGGACAGCGUCCGCGAGGCGUCGAUGCGUGCGGGUCGCAUGAUCAUUGCAAACUACUCGAACAAGGCUGUAGAUCUGCUGCUGCCCGAGCUGGAGCGUGGCCUCUUCGACGAAAGCUGGCGUAUCCGAAUGUCGUCGAUCCAGCUCAUUGCUGACCUGCUCUUCCGCAUCACGGGCAUCAGCGGCAAGAACGAGGUCGAGGCCGAGGAAGAAGGCGAGGAAGGACCACAGGAAAACGUCGUGGCAGGUCAUUCGAUUCAGAAGACGCUGGCAGAGGCCCUGGGCGUGGAGAGGCGGGACCACAUCUUCGCCUCGCUCUACAUUCUCCGUCAAGAUGCCGUCGUCAAUGUCCGACAGGCGGGUGUCAAUGUCUGGAAGGCGCUGGUCAACAACACGCCGAAGAUGGCCAGGGAUAUUCUCUCGAUUCUCAUCGACAUGAUCAUCCGGCUGCUGGCGCAGGGUAUCGAAUCGAGAGAGACGGCUGCCCGUGCCUUGGGCGAGCUCGUGUCAAAGUUGGGCGAGCGGAUCUUGAGCGAGAGCAUUCCUCUGCUCAGGCUCCGCGGCAUCGAGGCGCAGGACGACGACGAGAUGCGCGUGGGCGUGUGCUUGGCUGUGACGGAGAUUCUCCAGAGCAGCACCGACCACCAGCUCGAAGACCACGAGGAGGCGCUCGUGGCGAUUGUCAAGCAAGGGCUCGUCGACGAGGCUCAAGAGGUCCGGGAGGCUGCGGCAGAGGCAUUUGAUGCAUUGCGGGCCCAUAUGGGUGCAGCAGCCAUUGAUGCUAUUGAAGAGGAAAGAGCAGACCAGUCUACGAGGGCGCUUCAGGCGCUUCAGGAGAUCAUGCGUGGAAGUGCAGACUCUGUCUUCCCUGUUCUUGUUCCCAGCCUCAUUGAACAGCCCAUCAGCGCUUUCAACGCUACAGCCCUGGCUACUUUGGGAACGCUUGCUGGCCAGGCUCUUUACAAGAGAAUCGGUACAAUUCUUGCUGCCCUGGCCGACUCGAUCGAGGUGGAAGAGGACGAAGAGGAGCGAGAGGUGCUUGUGUCUGCGUUGGAGGCUAUUCUCACAUCCAUCUACGAGUACGAUGGUGUCUACCAGCUCAUGACCGUCCUCCUCUCCUGGACCGGCAGCUCAGAUGAUGCGAAACUUCGAGCUCGUGGAUGCCACUACUUUGCCACGUACUGUCGGGUCAAGGCGGAGGAUGCCGAUCUGGGAACGUAUGGUCUCGACUGGAUCCGCAGGCUCGUCUCCCUCUUCGAUGACCCCAACGAAGUCGUCGUCGAUGAGGCCGUUCCUGCCUUCGAUGCACUCGUCAAGACGGUGCCCAAGGAGGACCUCGAGACAAUCGCCGUCCCUCUACGGCAUACGCUCGAGACAACGGGACAGGUCGGUAAAGUCUUACCAGGCUUCCAGCGACCAAGGGGUGCCGCUCCACUUGGCGCCGUCUUCCUGGCCGGUCUUAUGAAUGGCACUCCGGACGAGAGGGAGCAGGGCGCUUUGGGUCUGGCCGACAUUGUGGAGCGAUCUUCUUCCGAGUCGAUCAAGCCUCUGAUUGUUUCCAUGAUCGGUCCUCUGAUCCGCGCCUGUGGCGACAGACACCUUCCGCAUGUCAAGGCUGCCAUCCUGUAUGCGCUUUCUGCGAUGCUCCGCUACCCGCAACAUUGUAAGCCCUUCUUCCCUCAACUCCAGCGCUCCUUCCAGAAGGCCGUCAGCGAUCCGUACAGCGUAAAGGUCCGCACCACCGCCGGGCAAGGUCUGGGCAGGCUCAUGGCCCACCAGCAACGCGUCGAUGGCGUCAUUGGCGACCUCGCAACGGCGGCGUCGCCAGGCAAUAUUCCGAGCGCACAAGCGACAUCGGACAUGCUUGACCAGGCCACGUCUGCUGCGAGGGCGUUGGCCAGGGUCCUCGAGGCAGCCCCUGCCAGCAACAUCUCAGCAGCGGCCUGGCAGAACGUCGUCGCCUACUUCGAUGGCGCCUUCAACACUACUGGUCUGCAGGAUCAGUACAAGCAAGCCGUAGCCGAUGCGGUGGGCUCCAUGGCCGUCUCUGCGCCCAUUUCGGAUCUCGAAGGCCUCCUCUCAAGACACAUUGUCCUCAACGGUGGGAGCACCCAGCCGAACGAUCCGGCCCUUGCUUCUUUGAGCGUGGCAGAGUGCAUGGACAAGGCGGCGGAGAAUUUGCAUGCGGCAGCGCCCGAUGGUAAGCCACAGAGGCUGGCGAGGCUCGUCGGAGGGUGGGUUCAUGAUGGACCCAGCAUCGCCAGGCCCGCCAGGGAGGCGAAAGAGCUCAUGAAGAGCAGGCUGCCCUGGGCUAGGGACGACGCGGUGCGAGAAGUUCUAGACUAG